Molecule: messenger RNA, 1470 nt
Organism: Cuscuta europaea
Lineage: Eukaryota; Viridiplantae; Streptophyta; Magnoliopsida; Solanales; Convolvulaceae
Source: the annotation of a GenBank genome assembly
UUUUUAAAAUAAAAACUAGACAGAAUUUUACUCUUUACUAUUUUAGGCUAAAGAAAAAAUUCUGCCCCUUCACCGUAAUCCAUCCCUCCAUGGAUCCGUCCCUGCAUUCUUCCAUCCAAAUUCUUCCAUAUCAUCAAAUCAAUUAUACCUUUGUAAGGGCCAUUCGCCAGUUCGCCCUCAUAUUUAUGGAAGCUUGAUCCCUCAUCGCUGCACCUUCUUUCUUCUUCCAACGAGCCAAAUAAGGGAGCCAGAGAAUUACUCUAACUUGAAGUGGAUAGCUAUAUGAUUUUGCUCUAUACAAUUCACGGGUUAUACAUGUUCACAAACGAUAAAAGGCAGGAAGAGCGUACCGGCAAAUAUGGGACUCCUAGGGUGCAAUACCUUCAGGAGCUGGUGUCUCGGUUCCAAAAUGCAUCUGAUGAAGAAACAAAAGAGCAGGUAGUGGCUAAUUUGGCAAACUUUGCGUAUGAUCCAUUCAAUUAUACUUUUUUGCGCCAGCUUAAUAUUAUAGAGCUUUUUCUGGAUUGUAUAACUGAACCUAACGCGAAGCUUGUUGAAUUUGGUAUUGGAGGAAUCUGUAAUUGCUCUGCAGAUCCAGCAAAUGCUGCGCUUGUCACUCAAAGUGGUGGGAUUCCGCUGGUCAUACAAUGCCUAUCAAGUCCUGUUCGAAACACGGUAUGUUAUGGUCUUGGUGCAUUGUAUUACCUUUGCAAUGAAUUAAACAGGGAAGAAAUCUUGAAGCCUGAAGUAGUAGAUGUGAUCAGAAGGUAUGCUGCUGCCAGCGAAGUUAGUGCAAGUUUCAGUAAUCUGGCUCAAGCUUUCUUGGAUAAGUUUGUUUCAGACCGGAUAUGAAAUGUGUGUAUAUGGUAACUAAGGUGGCCAUAUGAAAGUCUGUCUACACGUUCUGCAUGCUUAGAGUAAGGUCUUUAAACCAUAUGGGAUGUGGUUUCCUAGCUUAGAGAACGCUUUUGGCUGUAGAUCUGGAAAAACAAAAGAAUCAGCAAAGGUCAAGACCAGGCCUUUUUUUCAACUUAAUCACCACAGAUUUGUAGACCGUAGUAAUGACAACAGGGACAUAGAAGUCUCAAGGUUACGAGAAUGAGAUGCUAUAGCCUGCCGGCCUUGAAAAUCUAUGGGCGAAACAUGGGAUAAACUUUUGGUCCGUUCAGCCCUACAAGCUAGAAACAGGGAAGUUUGAGGAUAGUCAAAACUCAAAACUGGUCUCUAGUUAUGUUGCAGGCACGGGGAUUUAGAUAAGACUAUAAUUAGUUGACAAUUUCAUGUGUGUGCAGUGCGCCUGUAAAUAGAUAAAAAACCAUGCAGUUUCAUCUUUGUCUUCAAACACAGUCCUCUUUUCUUUCAUUUGUAUGUUCAGUGCCACUUCGAAUUAGGCAUGACAAAGCGCCGUGUAGAUGUGUCAAUACUCAAUACUAUUAUCCUAUCUACUUCAUUGUGUCCAUGGGGCGGGCC